Messenger RNA from Phyllopteryx taeniolatus (common seadragon), 6849 nucleotides. RefSeq names its product tetraspanin 9a (gene tspan9a). The record is from RefSeq and is a predicted model, not a curated record. Gene Ontology annotation, cellular component: membrane. The transcript is spliced from 7 exons. Lineage: Eukaryota; Metazoa; Chordata; Actinopteri; Syngnathiformes; Syngnathidae. The coding region runs from base 705 to 1733 and encodes 342 amino acids.
GAGUUACAAGAGGGAGAGCGAGGGAGAGAGUAACAGAAGGGUCUGAGUGCAGUGCUCUUGCUGGGAAACAGGCAAUGCCUGUUAGUUGCGUCUCUACUGAGCGGCACAUCAGUUGGGCUGCAGCUACCAGGAGAGCCGAGCACCGGCAGUGCGGGGGACAGAGCUGCUGAGCACAGCACGCUACACUAGAGCAGACGAGCGUGCUUAGCGAAGCACAGGCAGAAAACAAAUUGCACACUUCACAGAAGAGAAGCUGAAGAGAGUGUCAGGGUGAGAAAAGUUACCAGGUCAGCAGGAGUGGAAGCGUGGAAGUGGAGCAGCUGAGACCGACUGAGUUCCCACUCGCAACUGGGAAAGUAGCUACCAAAGAUACAGGAAAACAUCACUUUGCCUCAAGAGAUGAGUAAUAGUCUUAACAGGAGCCUCCUGCACAGCGAUAAGGACAUUGAAAGCAAGACAUCAGCAGCAAGCCUAAGCAGUACAGCUCCACUCACUUCUUCACUGGACUCUUUCACACUCAAAUUACUCAGCUCAGCUGUGUGAUUUGUGGUGGAUGUUAUUUGAUUUUCAUCUUUGCAUUUUCAUCCUUUCUUCUGGUUGGGAAGCAGCGGAGACUUGGAGGGCACGUUGUUCUGUCCUGUCCUCUGAGACUAUGUUAGACUGUGCGUCAGGGAGCUCUUCAUCAGCAGCUGCAGCCCUAGAGCAUGGAGAAGUCCAGCAGUGAGGAGUCAGCCAUACAUCGUAGCCCUUCAGUAGAUAGCUGUGACUCUGAUUUCCCUCAAGCCUCCACGUCUGGCCGCCCAUUUGGUGGCCGCGGCUUCACUGCCGGUGCUUUCUACGGCUCCACGGGGCCACGUAAAAACACACAGCAGGGUCAGGCUGCAACAGCAUCAGCUGAGGCCAGCGCAGGAGACAAGAGCAACAACAAAUACAGCUCACCCAAAGGGAGCAAGUACGUGGUCUUUUACCUGGAUCUAUCAUUUGUCUUCCUUUUAGAAUUCAAGAAGUUUAACAUGGCAAGAGGCUGCCUCUGCUGCUUGAAGUAUCUGAUGUUCAUCUUCAAUCUCAUCUUCUGGUUGUGUGGCUGUGGGCUGCUCGGUGUGGGCAUCUGGCUCUCUGUGUCUCAAGGCAGCUUCGCCACCUUCUCGCCCUCAUUCCCCUCACUGUCAGCUGCCAACAUGGUGAUCGCCAUUGGCGCCAUCGUCAUGGUAACAGGCUUUCUCGGUUGCCUGGGUGCCAUCAAAGAGAACAAGUGCCUGCUUCUGAGUUUUUUCAUCGUCCUGCUGAUAAUUCUCCUGACAGAGCUGAUAUUACUCAUCCUGUUCUUUGUGUACUCAGAUAAGGUGAGUGAGAAUGCUAAGCAAGAUCUGAAGGACGGGCUGGCUCUGUACAACUCUGAAAACAACAUUGGCCUGAGAAAUGCCUGGAACAUCAUCCAGGCAGAGUGGAAGUGCUGCGGCGUUAUAGCCUACACCGACUGGCAUGAGGCCCUGAAAGAGAAGGUCGUUCCUGACCGCUGCUGCCAGGAGCAUUACCAAAACUGUGGGCGUAACUCUACCAACAUGUUCUGGAACCGGGGCUGCUUUGAGAAAGUAGAGGAAUGGCUUGAUGACAACAAGCACCUGCUGGGAACCGUAGGAAUGGUCAUCUUGGUAGUGCAGCUUCUGGGCAUGGCGUUCUCCAUGACACUCUUCCAUCACAUCCACAGAACAGGGAAGAAGUACGAUGCCUAGCCCCAGGAGACUCGAUGGGAAGGAACUCUGAUUAAAUGUGCCCCCUCCACCCCACCACCGCUGCCACUACAUUACAACCAUCCUUUGACUCUGUUCCCAGACUGUGUGCAGAUUCCAUGUGUUGCCGCUCUGGGCUCUCCUUUCACCACUCAUUUUUGCCAAAGAGUAACACAACUGGAAGACGAGAAGGGACUAGUAAUUUGGCACAGAAGAGAAUCCUGUUGGUUGUCACUCCUUCAUUUUCUUUUUUCUUUCUUUUUUGCUCGGAAUAACAAUUUGCUGGAGGGAACUACAUACAGACACUAAGACAUUGAAGACUUUUGCAAAUUCUCCCCACUCAUUGGGGGGGGGGGGGGGGGGGACAACAUAAAUCUCCUUCCCACUGAUUUCUUGUGGAGUAUUUGUCUUUCCUUUAUGCUUAUAAAAAAAAAAAAAAUCAACCCCAUUUUUCUUUGUAAAUGGAAAAAAAAAAUCCAAAAUGGCAUGCUAGUUUUCUACUUCACCAGCUUACCUUCAAAUCCUUUAGCCCGCAUUUUUUUCCAAAUACUUUUCGUAUGUGCGUGGUAUGCUCCUGUGGAAUAUAAGUUCAAUGUAGUGUGUGUUGGAUUUGAUGUGAGGAGCAUAGACAUGUCAGGAUGGUGUUUAUUAUGAUCCAUGAGUCAUAUAUUUUCCUUUUGACAAGCAUUUUUGGGUAAAGUGAGUGGGAUUGAAGGAAGUUAUUAAAGGGAGAGGAAUCAUUUUGUACUAAAUUCCGCUUUAUUCUUGGGAUAAUGGUACAAAUCUACGUGGGAAAACACACACACACACACACACACACACACAGCCAGAUACCGGUAUCAACGCAAUUCCCACUGAGACAAUAUCAAUUGUGUAAAAUGGUUGCUUAUUAAAGCUCCGCCAGGACUGUGAAGAGAAAGAUCCUGGAUGAUGAAAUUCUCCCUUUGAGAGCACACACUAAAUUUGGUGUAUGUGUGUGUGUUUUAUCACAUUGUUCCACACUGCAAAGGUAAUAAAAAGAAAAGCAUAAAAACGCAGAGAAUCAUGGACACGAGAGGCAAAAAUAGUAUUUAUGCUGAUAUCAUAAAUUGUGCCGGUGGAUGCGGCAAAAGGUUUGCUUUUUUCAUAAUCCAUUGUCACACACUUGUCCCACCGUCAUCAGUCUCACUUUGUCUGGAGGUAAACUCUCCUCCCCUUUAUCUUUGAAUUUCCUCACUACAAAGUAGCAAUAUGGGCACACAAAAGAGAGAAGAAAAAAAAGUCAAAUCAUGAAGGAAAGAAGUUGCAAUGCUAUGAGAAAAAAAUAUAUUUUUUGAGAAAAAAAAUCUAAUUUUGUGCGUGUGAAUGUCAAAAUUCCCAUUGGAACAUAAAUGCAACAGUCACUGCCAUAGUCAUCAUCAUUUUUAUAAACAAACCCAACAAAAGAGGGGAUUUCCUCCCAUAUUUCCCAUGCCUAAAUGAAUCCCGACUUUCAGAUAGCAUCCCAGAUGAUGUUCCCACUCAUGACACACCUCUGGCUUUUCCACAACUCCUAUUCCCGUGCCUUGUGCUUCCUGGCAGCCGGAGGAGAGGGCGGUGGGAGAGUAGGCUGAUCAAAGCUGAGACGAACAGCUAUAGCAGCAUGCCCUAAAGGAAACAUCUAUUUGGAACUGUUUAUCACAUAUUCCCAAAGAAGCUUGACAAUCGUCCUUAAAAUACUUGGGGUUGUUCCUGUAUGUGUGGUGCGGUGGCUUGAAGGGAAAUGGCCUCAGGUGGGAAGCGCAGGAAACAUCAUUCCAUCUCGAAAGGCCUGUUUCCACCAAUCAGUGCGGAUCGGUUUACUUCAGUUUGGUACGGAACACAUUUCUUUUUUCGUCCCCAUCGUCAAACAGGAAAUAAGCAAUCUGUAGUCUACCGCAUUUGGAGAUUUUCUCGACGUUCCCUUAUCAGAAUAUGAUGUUACUUUUCCCACUUUCCAUUGGUUUUAAUAUCUAGGAGAACAUUUUUGUUUUUGUUUACUUUGAUGUACUUUUUAAUCCUACUUAUUCCUUUUUUUCCCCAGAAUAUUUUGCCAUUAACAAUAAUGUUUAGCAUCUUGAGGUUUUCAUGGCCAAGUGCAAAUCCUGUCGACACUCAAUAGCUCUCUACGGCAUACUGUACAUCAAUCAGCAGUUCAUAUGAUUGAAAAUGCAAAUGUAUCUAUCAUUUUUGCUAUUUAAAUCUUUUUUUAUUUUACAGUGUUGCGAUAAAGUUGCAUUAAAACUCUGUGUAAGGUUGCCUCGCACACAUUAUAACUCCUCUUACCGACAGUUUUGCAUGCCUUCCUGUUGUCUCAUGUUCUCAAUCAAACUGAGAGGCCAUUUACUCAAGAGGAGAUGCGUCUUCGAAACUAAUGAGGAAAGAGUUACACUUAAAGUGAUUUUUAUUUGCAAAAUGUACAAACUUCCAAUAGAUGGCCACGUUUCGCAAGUAAGAGAAUUAGACUGGCAUGCAGCGACACUGCUGGCACUGAUGCACUUCGUGGUCCAUAUACUCCAACUCGACUGCUCAUGUCCAUAGGGUGGAACAUGACAGCUGCUGAUGUACAGCGCAGGCACGAAUGGCCACGGCUCCUCCGCUUGGCCGCUUGCGCAAACUCUCGGCACAUCCCUUAUUUACAGUCGUACUCUGCAGACAGGCGGCACUACGCGCAGUAGAAAGACUGCCGUGGGGGCCAUCCCGAACCCCGGAGAGAUUGGAAACAGCUGUGACAGUUCAGUCACUCAGACGGCAUGUUAGCCUGACUGGAUGCAAGAUGUUGAAUGCAUAUUGCAGUACUGCCCAUACAUCCAUUUUCUAUACCGCUUGUUCAUGUGGGCGAGCUGGAGCCUAUCGUGCUGACUUCGGGGCGAGGGGCUCGGUACACCCUGGAAUGGUAACCAGCCGAUAGAAAGGCAAAUCAUUCACACUCACAUUCGCACCUCUGGACAGUUUAGACUCUUCAUUUAACCUAACAUGCAUGUUUUUGGAGCUGGAAAACCUAUCCAAGAAAGGCGAGAAUCUGCAACAUCCAUACAGAAAGACUGGAGCCAAAAUUCCAAACCAGAACCUCAAGACUCUGAGGUGUAACAAGUGUUACAAGUACUAAACACUGUGCUGCCUUGUACUUCUGUUACAUGAAGUUAAUAGUGGGAUAUAGAAGUAAAAACAAAAUACAUUUAGCGCCACACAUUUGCUACACGACCGCAAAAGUGCAGAUCUGAAAUGCUCAUGUCAGCAUGAACUCCCUCUCAACUCUUCAUGGCUUUGUAAAGGUUCCUACUCAAUACAUGGAUGAAUGCUGUUUCAACAAAACAUGUUUGAUAGCUGUUAUUUUUCUGCGUCGGCUGUCGCUGUUCUGCUUUUUUGUUUUUUUUCUUGAAGGCUCUCCCUACUGCCUAUUUCCCCUCUCACAAUGAAGACCCAUUGUGACAACAUGACAUCAUUAAGUGUUUGUUUGCUAAGGGAUUAGUCCAAUUUAAUGUUCCUCUCUACAAGGUGUAAAAAUGUUGCUCUGUCUUAACACAGCCUCUGGCACAACAAACAAUUAAAUCUAAUUUGAUAGAUGUGGAACUGUGUCAUGUCGCACUGCAAAUCCCACAAAGUCGAAUUUGACGGCAUAAUCAGCAGCUUCUGCCUUCUAAAAGAAAAUGCAAGAGGCCCCAUAUUAAAUAGCAUUCAGUUCAUUAAAUCAGCUUUUUACAUUAGCCGUAAAUGUAGAGAUGAUUGCCAUUCCGAGGUACAGUAGAUGCAAAGAAGCUCCGGGGUUUGCCCUACACUGUCAUUUCUGUGAUGCUACUGGUACACACUCAGAAAAAAACUAUCGUACACGUGCAUUUCAUUGCUGUCAAAAUGUCAAUCCAAACAUAGACACUUUUAAUUGGACAGUAACAGUUAACAGCGAACCUGGAAAGCCAAGGUCAGAAGCUAACGUAAAUAAAAAAUCAAGGAAAUAUAAAGGUUUGAGUCCUGAAAUGAUUCAAAACAAGGCCAAAUUUUGAAUCCAAGUGAAGUUCCCUCUGAUGGAUUGGUAUCUUUUAGCUGAAAAGGACAAUAAAGUGGCACAAACGUGUAGGACAUUAAGAAGUCGCAAUUUUAUGAAAGAAUGUUGACAUUUUGACAAGUUCCAUGUUCCAAAUUAUUCAUGAUACCCUUUUCUCAAUGUAAUUGUCUGAUAACAUCAGAAGUAUAAAUAACGAAAGAAUAUAAAUAACAAUGAAAAUGGCCAAUAUAUUUUAUUACCAUCUCUAACACAACUUGUGAUUUUAAUGUGCUGCACAUUCUAUACACUCACUGCACAAACGUCACAUUAAGGCCGAGAGAUUCUGAGAAGGUUUACUAUUUAUAGAACACUCAAGAAGGUGAUAAAAGGUUGUUAUGGCAAUGACAUGAUUUUUGAAAAUGUCCUUUUAGGGUUACAUAUUUUAGUUUCUUUGAAACUACUGAAUGCAUCCGGUUCCAUCCAUUAAUCCAUCCAUCCAUUUUCCGAGCCGCUUCUCCCCACUUGGGUCACGGUCGUGCUGGAGCCCAUCCCAGCUAUCAUCGGGCAGGAGGCGGGGUACACCCUGAACUGGUCGCCAGCCGAUCGCAGGGCACAUAUAGACAAACAGCCAUUCGCACUCACAUUCACACCUACGGGUAAUUUAGAGUCUUCUCAUUUUAAAAUGCAAAACAACGCACUAAUUCUUCAUUUCCUCAUGUGUGACAGCUGUUUUGUAUUUCUCAAGGAUAGGAGCAAUGUACAUUUAUGUAAAUGUCUUUUUGUUAGUAUUUCUUUUUUUUCAAAUGUCAUAUCUGACUGCCUAAGCAUCUUGCAGUUUUUUUUUUUUUGCCGCAAGAACGCACAUGCAGUAACUUGCUUUCGUCUGCUGUGGAGCUUCUUUUUUUUUUCGCCACUCCUAAUUCUCCAAACCCCCUGUGCUUAAACUGAAAAUCUGAGAUGUGUGCUCUAAAAAUGGUGUGUUUGAUGUUGGGUUCUGUUGGAUGGCACUAUCUGAUACCUGCCAGCAGUGUUUGUCCUGUGGAGUCAUUUUUCCGCUACAUGUGAAAGCACUCUGAACUUACCUUGGCUUUCUUCUGAAAAUCAGCUAUUUUUUAAAUAAAGGAACCUGUCACAAAACUC